CUGGUGCACUCUCUCAUUUCCGGGUUCAAGGCCCAUGCCAUGCAGCCCGGCGAUUGUGUCUUGAUCCAUACUGGGAACAAUGUAUGUCUCUCCUCGUCUUGUAUCCAAGCCCGGUCUUACCUCUUUUUCUCCCCUUUAGGUCCUCUACACAGCUCUCUUCCUCGCUAUCAUCGGCGCUGGUGGCGUCUACAUGGGCUCCAAUCCUCAUAGCCAGGAGCACGAGUUGGACCAUGUCAUUGGGCUCACCCAGCCCAGAUGGAUCAUCACAGAGCCCCAUGCAUACCCCACAGUGCUCAAUGUUGCCGACAAGCACCACCUUCCAGCCGGCCAUGUGCUUCUCCUUGACGAUGCAACCCUUGCCGAGAUGAUUCGCUUUGUGCACACCCCAUCCCUGACUUCUCGGAACACCGACAACACCAGUCUUCUCUCCCUCCUCUCGCAUGGCACCUCACCCCCUCUCCUCAUCCCCGAUAAAGACAGAGCAGCUUCCACCCCAGCGGCCCUCUACUCUACCAGUGGCACUACGGGCCUCCCCAAAGCCGCCGUACUCACCCAUACCUCUCUCAUCGCCCAGCACGCCUCCAUCACUUAUUGCCCGUCGUAUAGAGUAACCCGCCUCAUGUCUCUCCCAAUCUUCCAUCUCUUCAGCUCCCUUUGGACGCACCUCUUCCCCCUCCGCUACGGCCACCCCCUUUAUAUCCUCCGCGAGUUCCAACUGCCUCUCUUCCUUUCCACCGUGCACCGUCAUCAAAUCAGCGAAACCUACCUCGUUCCUGCCAUGGUGCACAUGCUCAACCAAGCUCCUGACUCCCUCGAGCCAAAAUCCAAGCUGACUUCCCUCCGCUACAUCGGAGUUGCAGGUGCCCCAAUCGACCGCGCCUCCAUGACCACCUUCCAGGAACUCUUGCACCCGGAUGCCUGCGCGGGCCAAGUUUGGGGGAUGACAGAAUGCGGGGUUGUCUUUCAACACCGCUAUCCCUCCCACAGGAGAGCAGGACAGGGUGACCUGGGUAGCAUUGGCCCGGUCACUCCAGGCUGGGAGGCGAAACUCGUUUCCGGUGCGUCUCGGGUCGAGGGUGAUGAAGUGUCAGGGCAAUUGUAUGUGAGAGGUGCCGGACUGUUCACGGGAUAUUUGGGACGUAACGAGGCGAUGGUCGAUGAUGAAGGGUGGUUCGAUACGGGGGAUGUGGCGUAUGUCAAGAACGGGGAGUAUUUCAUCGUUGGUCGGACUAAGGAAUUGAUUAAAGUGCGAGGGUGGGUUUAAGUUGUCCCAUUAUUGAUUCAUAAUGUGCUAACGGGGUCCUGUGACAGAUAUCAAGUCUGCCCAGCCGAACUCGAAGCCGUGCUUCUCCAAGACACGCGAAUCGCGGACGUGGCGGUCAUAGGGAUCCGGCUUCCGGAUGGUUCAGAGGCGCCGCGCGCGUAUGUGGUACGGGCUGCAGGAGCUAAACUUUCGUCGGAGGAGGUAUAUUCGUUUCUACGCCAACGGUUGGCGGGGUAUAAGGCGCUGGAUGGGGGCGUGUUUUUUGUUGAUAGGAUCCCGCGUACAGUCAGUGGGAAGAUUCAGCGGGGGAAACUAGCCAGUAUGAAUC
Messenger RNA from Aspergillus sclerotioniger CBS 115572, 1592 nucleotides. Its product is annotated as acetyl-CoA synthetase-like protein. Gene Ontology annotation, molecular function: CoA-ligase activity. The coding region runs from base 191 to 1264 and encodes 357 amino acids. Gene Ontology annotation, biological process: secondary metabolic process. NCBI's taxonomy places the organism in Eukaryota, Fungi, Ascomycota, Eurotiomycetes, Eurotiales, Aspergillaceae. The transcript has a single exon. The record is from RefSeq and is a predicted model, not a curated record.